AUGUACGUGCUGGUCGAUGGUGACGAUAUUGGUAGCCAAUACGAAAAUAACUAUGAUCAGGAUUCGGAAUCGUCCGAAUAUCUCACAAAUGAGCACUACGCAACCGUGGAGGAUACGCUCGGGAACAACUAUGACCUACGUGACUACUAUUUCCCAAAAGUUGAGGAUCGUGAUGGAGACGCAAAGAUAGAUCUUUUGAAACUUUUUCAGAUGGUCAAUAGUUACAAUAACUCUACAGACGAUACGUUCGAAUGGGAUGACUUUGCUCAGUUCAAUUUCACCACAUUAUUACGCUCAUCAGAGGAGGAUGUAAGCUUUGGUCACUUCUUUCCAAUUGUUUUCUGA
This is a messenger RNA of Anisakis simplex (herring worm), 345 nucleotides long. The record is from the annotation of a GenBank genome assembly. Lineage: Eukaryota; Metazoa; Nematoda; Chromadorea; Rhabditida; Anisakidae.